Molecule: messenger RNA, 1635 nt
Organism: Durotheca rogersii
Lineage: Eukaryota; Fungi; Ascomycota; Sordariomycetes; Xylariales; Xylariaceae
Product: 2-nitropropane dioxygenase
Exons: 1
Coding region: 323-1438 (371 amino acids)
Molecular function (GO): nitronate monooxygenase activity
Source: RefSeq, a predicted model, not a curated record
CUCCCUCUUGUCUACCCAUCUAUUGAUGUUUGCCGCUUUGGUCCUCAACCCCCUCUAUCAUUUCUGUUGCCCAUCGUUCCUGGUCUCCUCACCCUCAUCCUGCCGACGCAGCAUUUACUCUACACCGCGCAGCACACACCCCCAAUAGCCCCCGACCCAGACACAGCUAUACAUAUACCGGGCGGACAGAGCACUACAGGAUACAGCCAUUGGAACACUCGUUUCUACCUACCUUCGUACUUCUCAGCUUGACCGCACACAAACACACAUAUACAUCCGUGACCCGCCUCGAGACGGGUAAACAGACAGGACGGCAGACACGAUGGCACUCCAGCAGCAGCCGCCGCCGAAGAAGCCGCCGCGCGGCCCCAUCGUCACGCCGCUGACGACCCUGCUCGGGAUCGAGCACCCGAUCGUGCUGGCGGGGAUGGCCGGGGUGUCGGGCGGGGCGCUGGCGGCGGCGGUGUCGAACGCGGGCGGGCUGGGCGUGAUCGGGGGGUUCCAGUACACGCCGGCGCAGCUGCGGGCGAUCGUCGGCGAGCUGAAGGCGGCGCUGCGCGACCCGGCGCUGCCGUUCGGCGUGGACCUGGCGCUGCCGCAGGUGGGCGGGGGCGCGCGCAAGACGAACCACGACUACACGGGCGGCAAGCUCGACGAGCUGAUCGACAUCACCAUCGAGAGCGGCGCGCGGCUCUUCGUCAGCGCCGUCGGCGUGCCGCCGAAGCGCGUCGUCGACCGCCUCCACGCCGCCGGCGUUCUCGUCAUGAACAUGGUCGGCCACCCGCGUCACGCCGCCAAGGCGCUCGACCUCGGCGUCGACAUGGUCUGCGCGCAGGGCGGCGAGGGCGGCGGCCACACCGGCGCCAUCGCCACGUCGAUCCUGGUGCCGGCGGUCGCCGACGUCGCGGCGCGGUACCGGCCGGCGCUGCUGGGGGGCGAGGCGCCGGCGCUGGUGCUGGCGGCGGGCGGGAUCGGCGACGGGCGGGGGCUGGCGGCGGGGCUGAUGCUGGGGGCGGCGGGGGCGUGGGUGGGGACGCGGUUCGUGGCGAGCGCGGAGGGGGCGGGCAGCGACGCGCACAAGGCGAGCGUGGUCGGGUGCGGGUUCGAGGAGACGGAGCGGACGCUGGUGGUGAGCGGGCGGCCGCUGCGGGUGCGGACGAACGCGUACAUCACGGCGUGGCACGCGCGGCCGGCGCGCAUCCGCGAGCUGUGCGCGGCCGGCGUCGUGCCGCUCGACCACGACCUCGACGCCGGCGAGGACGUCGACUUCCCCCACAUCAUGGGCCAGGUCGCCGGCGCCAUUACCGACGUCAAGCCCGCCGCCGACAUCGUCCGCGAGAUGGUCGACGGCGCCGUCGCCAUGCUGCGCCGCGGCCACGGCUACCUGUCCCCCGCCGCCGCCGGGGACGUCGCCGCCCCCCCGAGCAGCAAGCUGUGACGCGCCGACGUCGGCCAGAGGGGUCGCGGGUAGAAGCUGCGGAAAUUGACAACCACCUGAGAGCUAGGCAUUACUGCUGUGUCGAGGAAGGAGAGUAGCAUAGUAAUAUAGCGCGACAUUACGCCGCGUACACGAUUACACGUCUAGUACCGUAUACAGGGAGAUAUUCAGUAGAUUGGUCACUUCCCUCUCCUUCU